Schistosoma haematobium is the source of this 6175-nucleotide messenger RNA. It is a transcript of the gene MRPL14, whose product is annotated as 39S ribosomal protein L14, mitochondrial, variant 2. Gene Ontology annotation, cellular component: mitochondrion; ribosome. The transcript has 10 exons. Lineage: Eukaryota; Metazoa; Platyhelminthes; Trematoda; Strigeidida; Schistosomatidae. The record is from RefSeq and is a predicted model, not a curated record. Gene Ontology annotation, molecular function: structural constituent of ribosome. The coding region runs from base 3953 to 4285 and encodes 110 amino acids. Gene Ontology annotation, biological process: mitochondrial translation.
CUGAUAUGCCCUCAUUUUUCUGUUUUCCAAAACAGAGAGUUUACGAAGACAUUCCCUCAACAUGUGAUUUAAGCUCCAUCUGUUAGCUCUUUCAAAACAAAGUUGGAAAAACUGAAACUGAGCGAUAUGCAUUACAGGCGCGUUAAUUGUAUUAAGCGCUACCAAGAGCAAUGAGUAUUUUGUCGAAGGCUGUCUCCAUACCUUUGUAUUGCUACACAGGGCUCAUUUCAAUCAAUUUUUAUGCUAGCAAGCAUUAUAUGCCAGGACAUCCCAAAUAACCAAAAGUCAUAUUUCAAGAAAAAUACCCAUUUAUUUGUUUCAGGCCCCCUUAAUUUCCAAGUUUGUAAGAAUCACCCUAAAUGAUAUGAUUGUUGGCCGAAAACAUGUUUUUGGUAUUCAUCUAACUCCGCCAUUUCAUCACUUCUGCACAAAUUCGGUAUCAAGCCUUAAUGAACAGGAGCCCAUAAAGGAAAGCCCUCAUACAAAUAUCCGUAAAAAUUACAAAGGCAAGCUAUAUAAACAAGCCGAUUUAGCGACAAGUAUAGAAUAUUUUAAUUCUGAUGUAUUUAGAAAUACCUAUAAAGGAAAACCUGUAUGGUUUUACUACAGACGUAACUAUAAGGGACACUUCCCUUCGAGUAUAACAAGAAAGAAUUGUGUUGUAUGUUUAAAUACUUGCUUUACUUUUUAUAUGUUCCUUCAUCUUCCUUCUUGUCGACGAGCACUUAUUUACUGGAUUUCAUGAUGAUAUCUCUAAACUCUGUUAUAGCAGGAUAUUUCUAGCAUUUUGGAAAAUUCGUUAGCUCAAAUCCAUGCCCCAUUUGUCGUGAUGAAUAUUUAGUAUUAAGUCAUCGACACAUUGAACUGUUAAAGCAGUUUAUCAAUCCGGAUACUUUAGAAAUCUUUCCAUUGUCUAAAACUGGUAUAUGCAGACAUCAGUAUAAGAUUUUACAACAUGAAGUUGAAAAAGCUCGUGAUUUAGGUUUAAUUCAAACAUGGUUGCCUUUCUACCUAUAUAAUUACCAUGAUUAUUAUGAUUAUUUACCAAAGGAUCAAUUAAAUGAAUUACUUAAAAUCAAUAACAGCCAACUUACACAUCAAGAUGCUGUUAUAUCGUCAAAUGAUAUUGCCUCCUUACCGUUGGAUAUACAAGAAAUAUUAAAAGCGAAUCAAUCUAUACCACAUACAGAGGAAUUCACCAUUCAAUUACCAGAGAUUAAUAUUGAUCGACCAAAGGUCACCAAGCGUUAUCAAAUGGAAGAAGAUUAUAAAGCGCUGUUGAUUCGUCGAAAACGAUCACGUUCAUUUAUUUUAAAUUGAAACAAAAAAAUCAAUAAUGAUGAUAACAUAUUUCAAACUCAGGGAAUAACUGUAAAGCUUGAAAUAUGUGUAUAUAGAAUAAAUGAAUUAAUAAAAAUGAAAGAUAGUACUUUUGUAUCUAUGUUGGUGUGUACUCGCUUAUGUUUGUAAUGUGCUUGAUCGAUUGGUUUUCUCAUGAUAGGAAUUAAUUUAUAUUCACAGUUGAAAUCACGAGUCAAUCUAAGCUACUUCACUAUUGAAAAUCUAGAAGUACCGGACGUCCGUUCAGUCUUAGUAUGAUACUCCAUAGCAGUGUGCAUCUAUGAUCCCGCACAAAAAGGACUCGAACACAGGACUUUCAGUUUCCCAUGUGGACACUUAACCUCUGGACCAGUGAUCCAGUAUCCAGCGCUCUCGAUGUCCAACUUCAAUCGAUCCACGAUCUUGCAAUCUUUUUAUCCAUCGUUUUCGGUGGAUAUCUGUCUCACUCUACACGGACUGGACUCCACUGGUCAUGGCUUCCCACUAGAAUUCCAGGAACUACAUCCUGAAGCUAAUCACCAGUGAGCACGUGAUCGUUAUCAGUAUCGGUGAUUUGUGGAGACCGUAGUAUUUUUUGCUGAGCAAUAUGAUAGUUAAAAGACAUGAUUAAGCUAUAAGUUUUUUGAUUGAGAUCAUGAACCGAUUAAUGUUAGACCACCACCUUUGGAAACCUAGAAGCAUUGGACAGCCUUUUCGUCCUAUUGCGGGACUCCUCAGCAGUGCGCACCCACGAUCCCGCUCGCGGGAUUCGAACCCAGGGCCUUCGGUCCCGCGCGCGAACGCUUAACCAACUGUACCACUGAGCCGGCAUCCAAUGGUGAUAUUGUCUAACAUCAACCAAUCCACGAAAUUGCGCGACCAACUUCCAUUGUACUGAGGUAGAUACCUGUCUCUACCCGAUAUGGAUUAGCUCCACUGAUCACGGCUUCUCACCAGAACUCCGAGAAUUCCCUCACGAAGCUAGUCACUAUUGAGCACAUAUUGAUUACUAGUAUGGGGGUUGUGAUUAUUACGUUUUUGAUUGAGAUCAUGAACCGAUUAAUGUUAGACUACCACCUUUGGUUUUUUAUCAUAGAUGUCUUCGAAGUAUUUCUCUAAUUUCAUGCAGCAACUGAGCCAACAAUUUUGGUGUCAGGCAUAGGAAAGGACAAACGGGUUGAUGAUGCCAUGAAUUUUUAUUGACUGAGUCGGUAAAGGCGUGUAAUGUGCAUGCUUAACCACUGUCUAUCUCAAUGCAUGAUUAUUUCUGGUGUAGAAGUAGUUUAGGAGAAGGCUGGCGGACCAACCUGAAACAGUACUUCAGCUCACGGAAUUACUGUCUGUUGGUUUGAGCCAUGUUGGUAGAUAUAGACUAUCUGAUUAGAGUCCGUGCGUUUGUCACGCUCAGUGGCUAUAGACUUCGGAUGACAUGGCUGUAGAUCGUCCACAAUAGCACAGAUGCAUUCAAUCAUCCUCUCGAUCUUGAAUUACCGUAUUCCUUCAUAUAAACCUUUUUUCUGUCUUUUCGAACCACAUACUUCAUCUUUAAUCUACUUCAUCGUCAUUGCUAUUAUAUUAUUUGAGUCUCUUUCGCUAUGCAUCGUGCUAAUGUGGUGUGAGAACUAUGAUCAGGCUCUACGUUUAUGAUGUCCAAUUGAUUAACAGCUCUUUUAAUCUUUGUCGAUCUACUUUUGUUAACUAGUUUACUUUAUCUCCAUGGCAAAUCAAACUUCUAUUGUUAGCAUUUUUUACUUAGUGGUUCCACUACCUUUAUAACCGUUUUCAGUAGUAAUUGUUUACUGGCCAUGUAACAGAAUACAACUUACCGUUGCCCAAUAAACCAUCUCUUAUACUUUACCAGAUACCCUUUAAUAUCAUAAAGUAAGACAGAUUGACGAUUACCAUUUAAGCUUCGUUUCAAGUUUUUUUCUAUCAGCCCAUCAAAUCUGCCAAAGUGAUGAUUCUUCAGGGAUAUAUUGUCUACUUACUCUAAGGUAUUUAGAGCAAUAAGGUACGGAAAUGAAGUAUUUUUAUCAGUAUAUCAUUGAUCAUGUCUACAAGUGUAGUUAUUUUAACAAACUACUAAUUGUAUGACCUAAAGUACAACUUUCUACAUACUUUCAAAGGCCUCAAUAAAUUUGUGUAUCAGUACUUAUAAUAACCUUGGGUCGUUUAAGGAUCAUCGAUACCACUAUUGCAUCCAGUUUGUGGCUGGGUGAAUCGAUGGAAAAAGAACCAUAACCAAAGUUUAGUUAAACUGCUUAUCAACAUAUCCUACUCAUUAUUUUAUCCUGUUUAUCUAAAUAGUAGUUGGAUUUUUCAGACUUUUGAUUGAUUUACAUCGUUUGUUCUUUCUAUUUUACCUUGUUAAAUAUUAUCUUAGUUACGUGUAUUACAUAACAGUCUUCUUUCCAAAGAAGGAAAUUUAUAUCAACGGGCAAGAAAUUUAUGGACAUCAAUUAAUGAAGGUCAUGGACCACUGUAUUUUAUAGCUCCGCAAACACGUCUACGUGUAGUUGACAAUAGUCCAUGGAGUAGUAUUGCUCCCACAACCCAUAUAAACACUGGUAAAGAUCAACCAGUCAAGAAAGUUCCUAACAUUGAUCAAAAACUAUCAAAACCAGUUAAAGAUAUGAAUGAUGUGUCGAAUUUACUUUCAUUAGGUUCAAAAGUACUAUCAAUUAAACCGGCAAAAUGUAUUCGUGUUUAUAAUAAACGAAAUAAAGGAACUAUAGGUGAUAAAGUAUUGGUUGCUGUUAAUGGAGAAAUGAAAAAAGGUUGGAUUGUUGGUGCACGACUACCAUCUGUUAAUGGUUGGCCACGUUUUGACUCAAACAAUGUUGUGCUUAUUGAUAAUGAUGGCAAUCCACUAGGUACACGAAUACUUGUCCCAGUACCAGCGCGAUUACGAAGUUUAUCAGGGGAUAUAACGAAAAUUCUAUCGAUAGCUAGUUCAUUUGUAUGAGAAAAAUAAUAAAUGAAAUAGAAAACAAUAGUUUUUUCUAAUUAUUAUUUUCUCUCCUUGUUUAUCAUUGUUUUAAUAGAAGGACGUUGAAGCGUAAUUGUGUUUCUUCUUCUUAGGUAUAGUGAUCUAUCAUAUAACCGAUUUUGUUGCAGUUAAAAGUAAUUCGCAACUUUAGGAUAUAGUCUCAUAGAUUUGCUUAUUGUAAUGACUACUCAGUCAAGUUAUAUUGUCUAAAAACACUCGUGUGACCCAUUGUUUCACUAAGAAAGAAGGUUGUUUAAGGAAUAUUAUGACUAAAAGCAGUACUAAUUCUAAUUAGGAAUCUAAAUUUUAACUAUAGACUGUAUAUGUUUGACAUAUAAGUGAAAUUCACGCAAAUAGCGGUCAUUGAUACUGACAGUUAUUCAUUGAGGAAAUUCAUAGGAUUCAUCUCAUGCUAUCCCUGCAUCUAUGUUACUAACAGAUUACUGUACAAUAUAUUAGGAACGAGCGAGCAGUUGGGAAAUGUGGAGUUUAGAAUGCUAUUACGUAACCAGAUUCAUCAUUAGUGAAUAUAGGAAAAACGAACCGUAACACGAAAUUAUCAUACUUCAGAAAUAUCACGAAAAGUAUUUAAGCAGAAGAUCCGGUAAUGAAAUGAACAGUAAACGUAUCCAUAUGUACUUCGUACUGUUGAAUACAGAAAUAUUUGUUAGGGAUGUCGCUUUUAAUCAAUCUUGUGUAAACUUCUCAACUACAAGUUAUUAACAUCUCAGAGCAAUCAUUCCUAUAAGCUGCUACCAUGUGGUUUUAGUUGAUGACACAAAUUAUCUACGAUCAGCAAUCAAUACAAUGUGAACUACUACAACCAUAAUCAAAAAGGUACACGUGUUUUCCAACAAUUGUCUACGCAAAAUACUGAAUGUCUGUUGGCCGGAUACAAUCAGCACCAGCCUACUGUGCGAGAGACAAACCGGCUUCGAGAUGAAGUGGAAAUUAGGAAAAAACGUUGGGAUUGGAUAGGAAGCACAUUCCGGAAAUCACUAAACUGCAUCACGAGGCAAGCUCUAGCAACUGGGAAGAACUGCCUAGGACAGAGUUGGAUAUAUAAUACUGGUGGUUGGCCUAUGUUCCUUCACGAGGGAUAACAGGCAUAAAUGUGUGUUUAGUUGUUUAGCUGAAUAAAUUCUUUGUAACUGAGUAACCAUUCUCUGACUAGAUCGCAGAUUUUUUAUUGGGAUCACUUGAAAGCAAAUUAUUUUGGUGUCUACACCUAAUGAAUAAACGUAGACACGUCAAAACAGUAGAUUCCCAACUCCACGUUGUCAUCAUAUAUAAAGGUCAAUGAAUAUUUUUUAUAAACAUUUUAACUACUCACAAGUAGGUAGGGAAAUUGUAAUAAUAUUUUUGCAUUUUUCAUAUAGUGAACAAAUUAUAAUUUUUACAUCAUCUGAGAAAACUACAAAUUACUAUGAGUGUGAAUAAGGCUUUAUUUCCUAAAACAUAGUAAACGUCUUCAUUACUUGAUAAUCACAUUUUGAUUAUCUUGUAUCUUCAUCCAACCGGUAAUUGUUUUUGGAUUUGUGAAAUUGCACAAUAUGUAAGUUGUAGAUUUUGAUUUUUCCAAUAAAUAUUGGUUGUGGUCAUUAAUAUGCAUAAAUUUAUCAUCUCAAAUAUAAAAUGGACACUUUAUCUGACGGGCUAAAAUAAUUCGUGUAAUCUGUGUUGAAGAAAAAGAGUUGAACAUUAGACUGUCGUAAUGGAUUUGCUUUCUCAUGAAGUUUAGACCGAGUUCAACUAUUGUACUUAAAAGAUAGGUAACUCUUUAGAUAAGAAAUUUGCACACGCUAUUAUCGUAGUAAGUCCAACUACAAGGUAUGAAAAAUAUAUUCCCUUAUAUGUAUAACCACC